AUGGGCAAUGGGGAUACCGAAGAUAUCAAUUGGGUAUCCAAUCCAUGGAAUCAUACUCGAGAACUCAAGAACAUCCCUUUAGAUACCAAGGCACAACCGGAUCGAUCAACUUCCUCAUCUGAUACAGGAUAUGUUCAAGAGCUAUUGCAGCAUAACAACGGUCUAAUCCUCAUAAACGAUUUCCUCUCGCCUGGAGACUAUGAAGUCUUGCUGAAUACAAUUAAAGACGAAUUCCGUAUAAUGGAAGAAAGCAAGUCCAAGUCUCUCCCGACUGAUGAAACGGAGUUGCAACAACCUAGAGACCAGUCUAAACCCAAAACCAAAGCCAAAUUACGUAGAUUAGCGAUUCACUAUGGACCCAAAUACGAUUACACCACGAACCACGCUUCACCCAAUCCUACUCCUGUUCCAGAUUACAUCCAAGAUCUAAUAGAGAUGAUCAAACCUUAUAUAAAUGGAUUAGAAAUUAAUCAAGCUACCUUACAAUAUUACCCACCUGGAUCGGGUAUACCCCCUCACAUAGAUACGCAUUCGUGCUUUGAGAAAGAGAUAUUAUCGUUCUCGCUAGGAGCGAGGGUCAAUAUGGGUUUCCAGAAAGGUGAUGAAGCGACUGCUAUGAAGAUGUUCGCUCCUAGACGAUGUGUUGGUGGAUCAACUUCUACCUCAACUCCGGGCACGCUCCCAUCAGAGAUCACGAUUAAUGGAAAUCAAUCACUAACACCUACGCUUACACCUAAACCCUUAGCCCAAUCAACAUAUCAUGAAAUUCCCCUUCAACCCAAUAGUUUAUGUAUAAUGUCCAACGAAGUUCGAUAUGCCUGGACGCACGGUAUACGCUCUAGAGCGACCGACGAUAGUGUGAAAAGAGAAGAUAGGUAUAGUAUAACAUUUAGGAAAGUUGAUUUUCAGGGGGUUUGUAAGUGCGAAUAUGGAGUUUGGUGUGAUUCCCAACAGGAUAAGAAUAAAGAAUAG
Molecule: messenger RNA, 972 nt
Organism: Kwoniella mangroviensis CBS 8507
Lineage: Eukaryota; Fungi; Basidiomycota; Tremellomycetes; Tremellales; Cryptococcaceae
Exons: 1
Coding region: 1-972 (323 amino acids)
Biological process (GO): demethylation
Molecular function (GO): oxidoreductase activity; demethylase activity
Source: RefSeq, a predicted model, not a curated record